Numida meleagris (helmeted guineafowl) is the source of this 6391-nucleotide messenger RNA. It is a transcript of the gene LMO7, whose product is annotated as LIM domain 7. The coding region runs from base 21 to 5678 and encodes 1885 amino acids. The record is from RefSeq and is a predicted model, not a curated record. Gene Ontology annotation, biological process: actomyosin structure organization; regulation of signaling; regulation of cell adhesion. Gene Ontology annotation, molecular function: actin binding. Lineage: Eukaryota; Metazoa; Chordata; Aves; Galliformes; Numididae. The transcript has 34 exons.
CGUUUAAAGGCGGCGGCUGAAUGACAGCGGCUGCUCCCCGCGCCCGCCCCGGCGGAGGACCGAGUGCUUGCCGCCCGCUGUUUCUCCCGGCCAUGGACGGCAGAGAGGAUGCCGAGUGCGGCUGCGAGGAGGCGUUCGCAGAGGCGCGGAGAUGGGUGGAGACAGUUACUGGGAAAAGCUUUGGAACGAAAGACUUCCGAGCAGCUCUAGAAAAUGGAGUCCUGUUGUGCGAUUUGAUUAACAAGAUCAAACCUGGCAUUGUUAAGAAGAUCAAUCGUCUGUCAACUCCAAUAGCUGGCUUGGAUAACAUAAAUGUUUUUCUGAAAGCUUGUGAAAAUAUUGGAUUGAAAGAAGCUCAACUUUUUCAUCCAGGAGACCUUCAGGAUUUGUCCAAUCGAGUUACAGUCAAACCAGAGGAGACCAACAGAAGAGUGAAAAACGUUUUGAUUACAUUAUAUUGGCUGGGGAGAAAAGCACAAAGUAACCCUCACUAUAAUGGUCCAUAUCUCAAUCUUAAAGCAUUUGAGAAGUUAUUAGGGCAAGCACUGACUAAGGCACUUGAAGAGUCCAGCCACCUAAACAGAAGUGGCAGGGAUAGUGGGUACGGUGAUAUUUGGUACGUGGACCGAGGAGAGCCCUUUCCAUCUUCAGCAAGCCACAAAAGAGACGAUUCCUUCGAUAGCUUGGACUCUCUUGGCUCAAGAUCCUCCACAAGCUUUUCAUCAGACAUAACCUUGAAAGGUGGCAGUGAAGGUUGUGAUAGUGACACAGACUCAGAACUGCCUUUCAAGAUGCGUGACUCUCAUAAAGAUGACAGGUCCUAUCGAAGGAUUUCUGUAAUUGAACCAAAACCUGCUACUGACUUCAAUCGCUUCUUACCCACCAAAAACAAGCAGCCAACGUAUAUGCCAGCACCCCUAAGGAAGAAAAGAACAGAGAAGAAUGAGGACAACAGGAGGAGUUGGGCAAGCCCUGUCUACACAGAGUCAGAUGGAACAUUUUCAAGUGGACGUGAAAGGAAUCCCGUAGCUUCCUGCCAAAAUAGCAGAGCAGAAUGUGGGCUUACAAAUCCAGCUUCCCUCCAGAUGAUCUAUGAGUAUGACAGUGGCUCUGAUUCAGAAGAUGAAAGAAGGAUGCCCGACGUGGUUAUGGAUGACUUAGCAAAACGUAGAUUUCUAGUCCAAAAGAGCCCUGUAAGCUCUGCUGCACCUGGACAUCAUUUCGUGUUGCGCAGUGACUCUCCUAAAUCUUGCUCACAAGAAAAUUAUUCGGCUGGUCCACUAGCUGCAAUGCUUGAACCACUGAGUAACCAGAGGAGACAGAGGCAGUUGGAUACUAAAGAGGAAAACAAACAAGGAGUUAACAUUUCUCCAGAAUUAUCUGGGUAUUUUGAUGAGGACGAGGAAGAAGAAAUAGUCAUGCCAAACAUUGAAAAAGAUGAUCUCUAUUUUCGCAAGCUAAGUUCUUCAGCAUCAAAUACAGUGGUUCCUUUUGACAAAUUUCUUCCUAAGUUUUGGACUCCAGAAGAAGAAUUGCUAUGGAAAAAAAUCAGGAAAUCCUCUUUCAAACCCUGGUAUAAAGAGAUUCAAGGGUUCAGUAGAAAGAAAUCAGACUCUGAGGAUAUGGAUUUUGCGUACAAACAAAACUCUGCCAUUGUUGCUAACCAGCCAAGACCAAGUUUUGAAUGGAAUAGCAGUUGUAGAAGGGAUCAAAACUAUAAGCCAACUGCUGAAUAUAUGGGAAGCUCAUUGUCACAGAUUACAGAAGGAAAAAUCUUGGAAUCUUCUGACCAGCCCAGUCAGUUUUUGUUACUUCAGGCCCUGCAAAAAUACUCUGACUACUUGUCUUCUGAAACGAAGACCAAAAUCGAUCCUACUUCUGGCCCUAGGCUCAUAAAAUGUAGAAAGAAUAUUUCCUUUAUACCAGGAUGUGAUGAAGGAGACACUGAAAAUGGAUAUCCGUACCCAGAUCUAGAAAACGAUGACUUGUUUGUUCGCAAAACUGGGGCUUUCCAUAUCAAUCACGUUGUUCUCCAGGACCCCCAGUAUUUCAAAAAAUUCUCUGAGCAGGAGCCUCCUCUAGAGGGUGAAAUAAUUCUGCAACCUAGGGAAGGCCAACCUGUGAUUCCAGAUUUGGAAAAAGAUGACAUGAUAUUUCGUAAAAUCCUCUCUCAGAAAAAAGAGGUGCCUUUAUCAGGUGCUCCAGACAAGUACCACCCUGCACUCUUUCCUGAUCCUUGGAGUCUUCCAGAGGAAAUCCGGUCCAAAUUUCUAUGUUUACUUGAAAAAAACGCAACGCCUGAGGAAAGAAAAAGCAGUGGUAGAGUGCUGUCACCGUCUUCCCGACACAAGAGGGACGAUAUGCUGACACGCAAGAUUGAGUCUUGGAAAGUGGGAAGCAGCAUGCAGCCAGUAAAUUUUAUCCCAGGUCCAUGCAGUGAAGAAGACUGGAAGAAGUGGGAAGCAAUCAGGGAGGCCAGCAAAGUUAGACACAAGAAACGUCAGAUGGUGGAGAGACUGUUUCAAAAGCUUUCUGAUGAGCAAGGGAGUAAAUCUUUGAAUGAUGUCAGUGCAGAGGAGCAGCAGUCAUUGCGCAAAAUUCGUUAUGAAGAACUGCAAAAGAUAAAAGAACAGCUGCAAGAACAAGACCUGAAGUGGCAAGAAGAUCUAGCAAAAUGGAAGAAUCGUAGAAAGAGCUUCACUUCAGAAUUGCAAAAGAAAAAGGAAGAAAGAGAAGAAAUAGAAAGGAGAGCCUCUGAGGUUUCUGAUAGGAGUAGCAAGCCUCUGAAAGAAAUGCAGCAGGAAAGGGAACAAAAAUAUGACAGGAGAUGGGCAUAUUCACUGACUGAUGAUGUGUUUACUGAAGAAGCACCUACCACACGAUCAUCAGCAGCAAAAGAUUACCUGUUUGAAGAAGAAACCUCUUACAGCACUAAGGACAGCAAAAGCCAGUAUGCCGCUCAGAGGAGCAAGGAAAAUCUACCAAAGCCAGAGAGCUCUGCCACGCGUGAGGCUCCUGCUGUCUCCAAGAGCCUGGCAGAAGAGCAGAGCUCGGCUCUUUUGUCUACGCGCUACUCGGUGAAUGCUCAAACUGGGUCAGCUCAGGUUUCAGCUUCUCUCCCUAGAAGUUACCAGAAAACUGAUACCUCCAGGUUAACAUCUGUGGUUACACCAAGACCUUUUGGUGUCCACUCCAGAGGAAUCUCCUCACUUCCACGGUCGCUCACGAUGGAUGAUGCUCAGAAAUACAAUGGAGAAGUAGAAAAAGCUAAAAGAACUCAAACUCUAACCAGCAGCAUGUUUUCACUACCAGACUCUACAUACUCUCUCUCCACCAGUGUACUCAGAAGGAGAGGUGAGGAGGAGGAAGAGGAAAAAGAAGGUGUUAAGUCAGCACCUACUCCUAGUUUGACAUUACCUGUAAAAUCCCAAGACCAAGAUGCUGGAGAUAGUAUUCUUAAACCAGAAUAUUGUUCUCCUCCUGAUUCUGUUUCACUUGCAUCUUCUGCAGAAAAUGCGAGUCUGUCAGAGCAUGACGAUUCAAAAUCCUUGGAACAGUACAGUGAAUUGAGAAUCAGUAUGAACCAGAGACCUGGCUACAGUCACAACUUUGGGUUUACAACAAAUUGGACUUCUUCAGGGGCCUUAGUACAGACAGUUGAAGAAGAUAGCCCUGCAGCACUUUGUCAGCUGCAGGUAGAUGAUGAGAUCAUUGCUAUCAAUGGCACAAAGGUUUCACAAAUGGACAGUAGUCAGUGGGAAGAAGCCAUCACCAGAGCACUAGAAACUGGAAACCUGGUCAUGGAUGUUAGACGAUAUGGAAAGAAUGACUGGGGCAAAGACCAGCCUUCCCUGCCACAUGUAAGGCAUAAAAUCCUCAAUCUCACCAGUAUGGGUACCAACAUUAUAGGUACAUCUGAUAAUAAAUGGAUUGAUGCAACUUCUGGAGAGCGCGUUUCAAGUGUUUCAACCACAUCAACAAAAAGAGAAUUCUCCAGCAGUCUUCAAAGUUCUGGUACAGAAACAAAAUUGAUAAAUGGCAUGCAAGGACAACUUGGAUCUAAUGAACAAAGAGCAUCUGAACCUAUUUCUUUGAAAAACUUAAAAAGGCGGUCACAAUUUUUUGAACAAGGAGGCCCUGAGCCUGCAAUGCCUGAUCUCCCAGUCCCAUCCAUUAGUGCUCCAAGUCGUCGUGUUUGGGAUCAAGAGGAAGAGCGAAAACGACAGGAGAAAUGGCAAAAGGAGCAGGAUCGUUUAUUGCAGGAGAAAUACAAACGGGAACAAGAAAAACUGAGGGAAGAAUGGCUACGAGCUAAGCAAGAAGCAGAAAAAGAAAACUCCAAGUAUUUAGAUGAGGAACAAACUGUUAUCAUCUCAAACACAAUCUCAGUCUCUGCACGAGCUCCAUCUGCCUCCAGCUGGAGGGCAAGCCCUGAAGCGAGUACUCCUGAGGAGCCAGAAGGAGAUGGAGGAAGUGAGCUGGCGGCACACCUGCUGGCCAAGGAAGAAGAAAGACGGCUUCAGGAGGAAGAAGAAGCAGCCCUGCGUUUUGAGAGAGAAAGGGAACUCCAACAACUAGAGCUCGAGAGACAACGUAAAGAGAGGGAACAGCAGUAUGCUGAGGAGCAGAGGCGGCGGGCAGAGAUGGAGGAGGAGAGGCGGCGGGCAGAGAUGGAGGAGGAGAGGCGGCGGGCAGAGAUGGAGGAGCAGAGGCAGCGGGCAGAAAGGCAGAGGGAAAUGUCAGCCGAGAUACCUCUGUACCAAAGGCAUUAUGAGCGCUAUGAAGUAUCUAAAACAAUAGAGAACAGACCUGGCCAACCUCUCACUGACAGGCAUUAUGAACGCUAUGAAUCUUCCAAAACCAUCGAAGAGCAACCUGGUCAGUCAUUUUCUGACAGGAAUAAAUCCAAGUCAACUUCAGAACUGAAUGAAUUCAAUGCAAACAGAAAUAGUACUCAAAGCAAGCAUUCGGAGAGGUCUUGGAACACGAGUGACUCACAGAAGGGGUCUCAGAAGGAGCAAAACCUAUCUGCAGCAGAGUUAGAGAGACAACAAAUCCUUCAGGAAAUGAGGAAGAAAACAUCUCUACACACAGACAGCAGCUGGAUUAGGCAGCGCAGUUCCAGUGUGCAUAAGGAGCCAAUUAGUCUGUACAGCGGUAGUAUGAGGAGAGGGGAGUCUUUGGACAAUCUCGAUUCUUCAAGAACAAGCUCGUGGAGGCACCACUCACGGCUGAACCAGUCUGUCUCCACUUCAUCUCUGUCCUCUAAUCAGGAUCACAGCCGCCCAGUGUCCACUUCGAACCGGGCCUACAUGUGCACUCCUUCCUCUGCCAAAGCACCUCCUGUGGCCACCUCUGUGAGAGCCCCACCUGUGUCCCAGGCAGCCCCCCGGGUGCAGUCUCCUGUCUCUGCUUCCCAGCCAGGGUCGCAGAUGCGCAGCAGGUCAGUCAGUGGGAAGAAAAUCUGUUCAUACUGUAAUAACGUUCUGGGCAAAGGAGCAGCCAUGAUCAUUGAGUCUCUUGGUCUUUGUUAUCAUUUACAUUGCUUUAAGUGCGUUGCCUGUGAAUGCGACCUUGGGGGAUCCCGCUCUGGAGCUGAAGUCAGGAUCCGAAACAACAAACUCUUCUGCAACGACUGCUAUCUCAGAUUUAAAACUGGACAACCAACCUCCAUGUGAAGCAAACCUAGAUAUGAAACCACUGUUGCAGAUAGAAGAAGAGGUGAUUGCUGCUGAUGUAGAUCUAUAAAUAUAUAUAUUGUGUGUGUUUUUUCUAAAAGUAACUCUUUUGCUUGUCUAGUCUUCGUAGCAAUGCAUUAUAGUCUUCAUAUAACUGUAUUUUUAUUUAUGAUAAAUAAUUGCAGUAAGGAAGUAUCUGGGGAAAAUGCUUUCACUUUUUCAGCUUCGAGUACUGAAAGCACAAGGGAGAAUAAGUAUAUUUUCAGUAAUAACUUCAAAAUAUUUUUGAGGCUUAUAAUCAACUAGUUGACUUUCCAAUGGUAUAUGAAGAGGGUAUUUUGUUUCUAAGCUCUCAAAACGAGCAUUAGAGAAAUAGUUAAUAUAAAUAUAUAUUUGCAAUUGCUGUCUUUAUUUUUGACAUAUACUGAAAGUGAAUUCUCUAGGUUAAUAUGAAGCUGCGUUUAAAUGCACACAAAUGUGUUUGCUUUCUGUACGCUGGUUUCUAAAAUUGUGCUUUUUUGAAACUUAAAUACAAAGAAUUACCUGUUUGCUCAGUGGUGAAGGCGUAAUAUUCCAUGGAAUCCAUUUGAGGGGAAGAAUUCUCUUUUCCCACUUGAAAAAUGUAACUAUCACUGUUUUCCUCCACAAACUAGGUGGAGAAUGGUUGUUGAAUUACAGUAUAUUUGUAAAUAAAAUUUCUGAUGUUGCAUUUA